This is a messenger RNA of Myripristis murdjan (pinecone soldierfish), 781 nucleotides long. RefSeq names its product H2A.Z variant histone 2a (gene h2az2a). NCBI's taxonomy places the organism in Eukaryota, Metazoa, Chordata, Actinopteri, Holocentriformes, Holocentridae. Bases 146 to 532 code for a protein of 128 amino acids. Gene Ontology annotation, cellular component: nucleosome. Gene Ontology annotation, molecular function: DNA binding; structural constituent of chromatin; protein heterodimerization activity. The transcript is spliced from 5 exons. The record is from RefSeq and is a predicted model, not a curated record.
UUGGUUAUCCGUGCUCCCGCCAGGGGUCGCUCACACACCAAAUUUUCGAAAGGGGGGUUUAUUGUUUCUUUCCGUUCGGCAGCCGAAAUUACUAUUUGCUAAUCUAAGCUUCACAGUUGUACAAACAACUACCAAAAACGGGAAAAUGGCUGGUGGCAAGGCAGGAAAAGACAGUGGGAAAGCCAAGGCAAAAGCAGUAUCGCGCUCCCAGAGAGCUGGGCUGCAGUUCCCAGUGGGUCGUAUCCACAGGCACUUGAAGACCCGUACAACCAGUCAUGGCCGUGUAGGAGCCACAGCAGCAGUGUACAGUGCAGCCAUCCUCGAGUACCUCACGGCUGAAGUACUAGAGUUGGCAGGAAAUGCCUCCAAAGACUUGAAGGUGAAACGUAUCACUCCCCGUCACUUGCAGCUGGCCAUUCGUGGUGACGAGGAGUUGGACUCCCUCAUCAAGGCCACCAUUGCUGGAGGAGGUGUGAUCCCGCACAUCCACAAAUCCCUUAUUGGGAAGAAGGGCCAGCAGAAGACUGCGUAGGUGCCAUGAUGACCAGAAACGUGGGGGCUUGGACCGGACCAGGAGUUCACAUGUGUUCUUUUUUAUUAUUAAUAUUAUAGCAAAGGAAGAGUGAUUGUUAGGAUUUGUGUUAUUGUCAUAUUUUCCCAUAACUAGGAAAAAAAUGAAAACCCCCAUAACAAAAAAUUAAAAAAAAAAAACAACCUUUGUAUGUUAUUGUAGAACGUCUGGGGAGUUCGGGACUAUGUCAAGUGGUGACAGUGAAUUUUU